Selaginella moellendorffii is the source of this 1451-nucleotide messenger RNA. Its product is annotated as stearoyl-[acyl-carrier-protein] 9-desaturase 5, chloroplastic. The transcript has 4 exons. Gene Ontology annotation, cellular component: chloroplast stroma. Gene Ontology annotation, biological process: fatty acid metabolic process. NCBI's taxonomy places the organism in Eukaryota, Viridiplantae, Streptophyta, Lycopodiopsida, Selaginellales, Selaginellaceae. The record is from RefSeq and is a predicted model, not a curated record. Gene Ontology annotation, molecular function: stearoyl-[ACP] desaturase activity. The coding region runs from base 125 to 1330 and encodes 401 amino acids.
UUUCAAGUGGUGGGCAUGCCUCCGAGCAUAGGGUUUUAAACCUGGUCCUAGCUCCAGGACACAAGCAUCGGCCUCGGCGGCGACGAAUCCUCCCUCUCCUCGCAGCUCGCCUUGUCUGGUUCCAAUGGCUGCCAUCGCCAACGUUUGCGGGACUCCCAUGAGGAGCGCUCUCAUUCCCAGCCAUGAGAUCCAUCUCGCCAAGCCAAUCAAGGUCUCUACUUCGGUGAGGAGCGGCAAGCUACCAGCGAUUGCGAUGACUGCCGCAGCUACAGCAACGGAGAGCGUCGCGAAGCAAGACAGCAGCAAGUCUUCGCAGAUCAUGCACUCGCUCUCUCCUGAGAAGAUCGAGAUGUUUAAGUCGCUCGAGAGCUGGGCGGAGGAAUCCAUCCUCCCAUUCCUCCGGCCGGUGGAGAAAUGCUGGCAGCCCCAGGACUAUCUCCCGGAGCCAUCCUCGGAGAGCUUCUACGAUGAGGUCCGCGAGCUGAGGAAGCGAGCCGAGUGCUUGCCCGACGACUACUUCGUCUGCCUCGUCGGGGACAUGAUCACCGAGGAAGCACUGCCAACUUACUUGACGAUGCUCAACACUCUCGACGGCACUCGCGACGAGACCGGUGCGAGCCCGAGUCCGUGGGCAGUGUGGGGGCGUGCCUGGACCGCCGAGGAGAAUCGUCAUGGCGAUUUGCUCAACAAGUAUCUCUACCUCACUGGACGAGUCGACAUGAAGCAAAUCGAGAAGACGAUCCAGUACUUGAUCGGUUCUGGAAUGGAUCCCCAGACCGAGAACAAUCCAUAUCUCGGGUUCAUCUACACGUCCUUCCAGGAGCGAGCCACCGCCAUCUCUCAUGGCAACACUGCUCGCCACGCCAAGGACCACGGAGACCACAAGCUCGCGACUGUUUGCGGUCUCAUCGCAGCCGACGAGAAGCGGCACGAGAAUGCUUACACCAGGAUCGUGGAGAAGCUGUUUGAGAUCGAUCCGGAGGGCGCGAUGCUGGGGCUGGAGGACAUGAUGAGGAAGAAGAUCUCCAUGCCGGCUCAUCUCAUGUACGACGGCCAGGACAAGAACCUGUUCGAGCACUUCUCUUUGGUGGCACAGAGGACGGGGGUGUACACUGCCAAGGAUUACGCAGGAAUUCUGGAGCACUUGGUCAAGAGAUGGAACGUCGAGUCCAUCACCGGAUUGUCUGCUCGCGCGCAAAAGGCCCAGGAUUUCGUGUGUGGUCUCCCUCCUCGGAUCUUGAGACUAGAGGAGCGAGCUCAGAGCAGGGUGAAGAAGGGCCCCAAGACUGGAGCGUUUAGCUGGAUUUUCAACAGGGAAGUUGCGCUCUAGACGAACAACGCUUUGGAAUCUACCCGAGAAAAGGUGUACAUUACGAGUUUAGUGUUCUAGUGAUUUUCAAAUAAGUACGGGGUUUUUAUUUUUUAUUAAUUUGUAUUGUGCUUCAAGUCCA